UUUGACUAUUUCCCAUCUAAUAUCCAUCUCAUUGGACAUAGCCUGGGGGCUCAUGCUGCAGGGGAAGCCGGGAAGAGGAAGCCAGGAGUUUCCAGAAUCACUGGAUUGGACCCAGCUCAGCCCUAUUUCCAGGACACCCCAGCUGAGGUCAGACUAGAUCCAUCAGACGCACUCUUUGUCGAUGUCAUCCACACUGAUAGCUCUUCCACUGCUGCCAAUCUAGGAUUUGGUGGGUAUGGUAUAAGCCAUGUGGUCGGUCACCUGGAUUUCUAUCCAAACGGAGGAAAAUACAUGCCAGGGUGUGGAAAAAGAAGAUGUUAUCCUCAAGGGGGACCUUAACGAUGUGAUGGAAGAUAUUGCCAGUUGCAGCCAUAUGCGAAGCUUGAAGUAUUAUACAGAAAGUAUCCUUCAACCAGACGGGUUUAUCGGUUACCAGAGUCUGUCAUAUGAGGAAUUUUUAGCAGGUUCUGGGUUUCCAUGCCCCAACACUGGGUGUCCAAUGAUGGGACAUUAUGCUGAUAAAUAUUCUGGAGUCUCUUCAGUCAACCAAACAUUUUACCUAAACACUGGAGCUAUGCAGAUCUACUCCCGUUGGCGGUGCCGGGUGACAGUCCACAUUGUGGGCACACGGGAGAUUCAGGGCUCCUUAUACAUUACUCUACAAGAUUUCAGUGAAAAGGCAGCG
Molecule: messenger RNA, 685 nt
Organism: Staurois parvus
Lineage: Eukaryota; Metazoa; Chordata; Amphibia; Anura; Ranidae
Source: the annotation of a GenBank genome assembly